Molecule: messenger RNA, 513 nt
Organism: Asterias rubens (European starfish)
Lineage: Eukaryota; Metazoa; Echinodermata; Asteroidea; Forcipulatida; Asteriidae
Product: collectin-12-like
Exons: 1
Coding region: 1-513 (170 amino acids)
Molecular function (GO): signaling receptor activity
Source: RefSeq, a predicted model, not a curated record
AUGGCGUUGUUGCAGUCUUCAAUCACCCUGCUGACUUUCUCAUCAUUUCUCGCGAGUAGUUUCUUCGUUUCCACCACCAAGGCCUGUUCAAACUGCCGCGAGCCGUGGGUGGAAUUCAACGGUCACUGUUACUUAAUGGUCACGGACAAACGCAACUUUCAGGAUGCGGAAAAUAACUGUCAAUCCCGUUCGAAGUCUUGCAGACCGUCGCAUCUCAUCACAGUCGAGAGCGAGGAAGAAAACCUCUUUCUGAAGAACUACACCAUCGCUGUGUUCGGACCAGGCCACUUUGCUCUGUGGAUCGGGCUCAACAAUAAGGCUGUCUCUGGGGACUUCGUCUGGGUCGACGGGAGCGAAGCGACUUACCGUAAUUUUAAGACGGGGGAGCCGAGCAAUAACUGGGGCGAGGACUGCGUGGUUCUGUGGUAUGGGGAGGAAUGGAAUGACUUCCCCUGCUCGAAUGAUGUCGAGUUUGUGUGCAAGAUGCCCGGUAGAUUUUCACGUUAUAACUAA